This is a messenger RNA of Melanotaenia boesemani (Boeseman's rainbowfish), 6305 nucleotides long. RefSeq names its product protein mono-ADP-ribosyltransferase PARP14-like. Gene Ontology annotation, biological process: negative regulation of gene expression. The transcript is spliced from 15 exons. Bases 84 to 4919 code for a protein of 1611 amino acids. The record is from RefSeq and is a predicted model, not a curated record. Gene Ontology annotation, cellular component: nucleus; cytoplasm. Lineage: Eukaryota; Metazoa; Chordata; Actinopteri; Atheriniformes; Melanotaeniidae. Gene Ontology annotation, molecular function: transcription corepressor activity; NAD+ poly-ADP-ribosyltransferase activity.
CGGAUACCAGAAGACUGUGCCAGAGGUGCAGGCUACGUCUUUGAUAUUAUUCUUACUUAUUUAUAUUAAACCAAGGAUAUACUAUGGAAAAUCCAUACCAAUAUCCCGUUUUCUUUGAGUGCACCACUUUGAACGGGGAGCAAAAGAAAAAGAUUGAAAAUUAUUUUCACAUUUGCCGCAAAUCGGGCGGAGGAGAUUGCGGCGCGGUGACAGCUGUAGAUGGUAAAGUGUACAGUAUUGCUUUUAAAGAACGAGAAGCUCAGCAACGAGUCCUGCAAAGAUCUGAGCAUGUGCUGGAGUUUGCAAGUGGUUCUCUGGUUCUGGCUGUGCGAUGCAACCAGGCUCCCCACAGCUCCCCUCAUGCUACCCCGACACCGGGUCAGACGCUGGGGCCAGAUUCAUCGUCGCAGACACAGCAGAUCCAUGCAUCAAGCCUGACAUCUGGUGGAGAGGAGUAUGAACUAAAGCUUGAUUUGUUUCUCCUUCGUUACCUGAAGGAACAUCCAAAAGCUGAGAGAAAGUUGGAGCAGCAGCUCGCUGCUGUGUGCUGCUCUGCUCAGCUUCAUCCAGAGGAGGAGCGAGUUUUAGUCAGGCGGUUAGCUCUGCCUGACGCUGUAGGUGACAUUAGUAACUGGAAAGCUCAGGUGGACAAAGUGUUUGAUGGUUACCUCUGCCACUAUGAGAUGGAUUCUCAUAAAAUCAAAGCUUUGCUAAAGACCUGCAUCGGGUUUACAGACGAAGAUGAAGUGAAGGUUUACACCGAUAUUGGGAUGGCUAUUGUUGUUGGGGCACGUUCUCAUGUGACCUCCAUGCUGACAGACUUAGAGAACUUGUAUGUUAAGCAUCGAAGAUCACUCCUAACUGAGAGGCAAACCAGUGUUCGUCGACUUGGUGAGGGAAAAAUUUGCCUCCUCUGGGAAGGGAUUGAACAAAGUUUAGGACAAAAGUUUCCAGAACUGAAGGUCACACGGGGAGAUGCAGGCCAGCUGGUUUUGGAAGGUUCUGUUGAGGACCUACUCAAGGCUGGUGAACAUAUUUCUGAUGAGGAGAAUUUGGUGUCCGAGAGGACUGUUUCUAACAAGAGCCCACAUUUUUUUACCUUCUUGAGGAAGGUUUAUGGAAGUCCAGGGAUGCUUGGUGAGUUUUUAGGAGUUGGUGACAAGGUGGAAGUAGAACUGCGAGACACAGAAUUGCAUUUCUUCUCUCUAUGUUUUGAUGACCUGGAUGAAGCAGAGAGAAAGUUAGAAGAAAAAUUCAAGGAUGUCAAAAUCUACGUUCCGAACUGCUCGGUUGUGCCACCAGAGCUUCAGGAAAAGCUCAAGUCCAAGGAAAAAGAGCUGAACCAAAGGGAGUGCAGGGGUAAGGUUGUGUUUGCUGCAGACAACACCCUGUGUUUGCUGGGACGUACUGAAGAAGUUGAGGAGCUAAAGGAAACUGUCACACAGUUUAUUUUGGAUCAGUUGAACAUAGAAGGAACAGUCAUUCUGCCUUUCCCAGAGUUGGUUCAGCUCCUACCAGAAUUACUGCAGCUUCAUUUGUUUGACUUUUCCAGUGUUAGCUUUCAUCCCGUACCAUCUUCCACCACGCCCAUGGUGGUGCUCCAAGGUCCCUCCAGCAAAGUGACUGAGGUCAGGAAUAGGCUGGGUCCAUUUCUGGACUCCCUUGUGCAGGAAAAAAUUACCAUUGACCUGCCGGCAGCAGUAAGAUAUUUUCAAAGCCACUCUGGAAGAGAUAGUCUCCUGCAGGUUUCUAAUUCUCAUAAGUCUCUGGUCCAGUUUGAAGAACAACCUCAUAUUAGUAGGAAUAUUACGGAAGUUGCUAAGUAUAGCCUUCAGAGCGGCAUUAAGCUGCUGGUGUAUAAGGGUGACAUCACUCAACAAUACGCUGAUGUCCUGGUGAACGCUGCCAAUGAAGACCUGGACCACUGCGGUGGUGUUGCUGCUGCACUGAGUAAAGCUGCUGGCCCUCAGAUGCAGAAGGAGAGCAAAGAUAUUAUCAAACAGACUGGAAAAAUCCCAGUAGGUGACGUGGUGGUGACCUCAGGUGGGGACCUAAAAUGCAAAAAGCUGCUGCAUGCUGUUGGACCUGUAGGUGGAAAAGUAGGUGGCAGAGAGAAGGUCUUGCUAGAAAAAACUGUCCUGUCUGCUCUGAAUUUAGCAGAAAUGAUGGAGUUUCAGUCCAUCGCCAUGCCGUGUAUCAGCUCAGGCGUGUUUGGUGUUCCUGUCACCGUGUGUGCGGAGGCUAUUGUAACUGCUGUCAAAGAGUUUGGUAGUCAGGGUGGGCGCAGUCUGAGCAAAAUCAUACUUAUAGAUAGCAGACAAGACGUGGUGAGGGCAAUGCAGGAAGCGUGCAGAAGGUUACUUCAAGGGAUGGGUGGUGGAAACGGCACACAGAGUGAUGUGGGGUUCCAGAUGGGUGCUGAUGGAGAAAGAGGAGCUGCUGCUGCUACAGAUGGUGUCUGCAUUGAGAUUGUUCAAGGAUCAAUUGAGACCCAGAAGGUGGAUGCCCUUGUAUCGCCUAUGGUUGGCCACAAUCCCCUCUCCACCCGCGUCGGAAAUAUUUUCUCCAAAGCCGUCGGACCUCAGUUUACCCCAAUGUUUAAUAACGAGGCAGGAGGAGCAUCGCAGCCUGAUGACACAGUCGUUGUGGAGAACCUGCCCAGUCUUCAAUGUAAAGCAGUUAUCUUCCUCAACCAAGUCAGCUGGGAUAAUGACCCAAAUGGAAAUGCAGUCCAGGUGCUGAGGCAGGGAAUCAGAAAAAUUCUGGCUUCCUGUGGAAUCAGAGGCUAUAGUUCAGUAGCAUUUCCAGUUCUUGGGACCGGUGUUGUCCUGGGGUUUCCUCACAGCGUUGCAGCCAGGGUUCUUAUGGAGGAACUUGAAUCAUUUGAGCAGGGCCGAACCAGCAGAUCCCCUUUCCUCAUCCGGAUUGUUGUUCAUCCCAACGACAAAGAAUCUAGCAAGGCCUUCCAGUCUGCCCAGGAAGCUUUGCAUCUCAAAGGAUUGACAAAUGAUUCUAAUCCAGCUCAAGCUUCGUUUUACCAGAAAGUCUCCCUAACUAAUGAUGAGGUCACAGCCAUGCUGGGUGGAGUCAAGCUCCAGAUGGUCCAUGGUAACAUCAUAAAUGCAGGCACUGAUGUCAUCGUCAACACAACGGACUUCACCAACUAUCAGUCUGGAGUCUCCAAAGCUAUUAUGAAUGCAGCAGGGCCCACUGUCCUUGCUGAGUUAGCACAAGUGGGAAUUCCAUCCAACUUCAUGUGCACCACAAGUCCAGGGACACUCGGCUGCAAAGAAAUCGUUCAUGCUGGCUUCAAAUGUGAUCCUGAGAUUUUCCGAAAAAACUGCAAAAAGAUCGUGAAGCUUUGUGAAAGUAAAGGCUACAACUCAGUGGCCUUCCCAGCCAUCAAUACCGGAGCAGCUGGUAUGGACUCUGUGAAGGCUUGUAAAGCCAUGUUGGAUGGCAUGGCCGCAGCUCUCACAGACUUGAAGCCUAAUUCUCUGACACUUAUCCGAAUCAUCAUUAUGCAACAACCGAUCUUCCAGGCUUUCAGAUCAGAGCUGGAGAGUCGAUUUGGACAACAAGCUCCACGCCGCCUCAGUCUGAAAGAAAAGGCUAAAGAAAAGCUCAAGAAGUUACAAGAAAAGAUAUCAAGAGCCUUCACGCCCUCAACACCACAAGGCCAAACCUUCAUGCCUGCAAAGCCCCAGCCUGCAGUGUUCCGCGUAAUCAGCUGUGGUCCAGACGUCACCAGAGCCAUCAAAAGAGAUUUGGAGGACAUCUUGCAGAAGGAGCUGAUAGAGAGGGCGGUGGAUGUGCAUCAACUCUCUCUGCUGGAUGACAUGGAGUUGGAAGCAGUGCGGGCUAAAAUCAGCAUCUUAGCAAUCAGCCUGGAGCACAGGAAACAUCACAGCUCUGGGGCAGGGAGCAGCAGCAGAGCUAGAGGCAGAGCCAAAUCUAAUGCACGAGAUCAGUCGGGGUCAGGACAGGAGGUCUAUGUGCUGAAAGGCCUGAAUGCAGAUGUUUUGAGUGUCACUGAACUCAUACACAAAGCAGCCCAAACAGCACUUUGUAAAGACCUCCUGGCUAAGGAAGAGGCCAUGCUGGCUCUUACCAUCCAGUGGUCGAUGAAGGAUAGCAAUGGAGAAUGGCAGGAGCUGAGCCUGCAUGACAACUACAGGCUGGAGGAGGCUCACAUAGGGAAGCAGAUGUCUGUCGAUAUAUCAACACCAGACGGCAGGAUGCUGAAAGUAAACCUGAGCACAGAGGAAGCCACAGAUUAUCUGACAGGUAUCACACAUAAAGUCAAAAGGAGUGAAUCAAAAACAGCUUUGGAGUUGCCUUCAAACUGGGAACCGAUGUAUGGAGAAAUCUUUAAGAGGGUAGAGUUACAGAGUAACUCCCCUGAGUACAAGAAUGUAGCCAAGCAUUUCCUCAAAACAGCUAAAUACAACAUUUGCAAAAUUGAACGUGUGCAAAACCUCUACCUGUGGCAUGCCUACAGUGUAUGCUUGCAGCGUAUACUUGCUAAGAACGGUGCAGCAGAACUCGGAGAAAAGUUUCUCUACCACGGCACAUCAGCAGAGUCAUGCCACUGCAUUGAACGAGACAGAUUUGACAGGGGUUAUGCAGGCGCACAUGCUGCUCGUUUUGGAAAGGGGGUUUACUUCGCGGUCAAAGCAAAUUAUUCUGCUCGUGGAUUUUCCCCGUCGGAUGCAUCUGGCCUGAAGCGGAUGUACGUUGCUCGUGUCCUGACUGGCCGUUACACAGUUGGGAAUCCCGCCUGGUCAGCCCCUCCUCCUCGAGGCUCCGACCCCACUGACCGCUUUGACAGCUUAGUGGACGACCAGCAGCCACCCUCCAUGUUUGUGAUUUUCCACGAUGACCAGGCCUACCCAGAAUACCUCAUCACCUUCAACUGAGCGGGAAUGAGAGAAGUCAAACUUCACGAUGGCAUGACUGAGUUUCUUUUUCAGUGCUGCAAUGACUGAGAUCACCUUUGAAUGCACCAUUUUAUUCUUUAUUGCUACUAUUGUUUCUGUUAUUUCUCAGCACCAUAGAUGCAUUUUAUUGGUCACCACACUGAACAGCUAAAAUAUAAAUUAUUUAGGAAAUAUUUUAUUGUUUCUUACAAAAUGUUUAUUAUAUUCACACUUUAGAAUAACUUCGAUUUGACAAAGUUAAAGCACUUUUCUGUUUGUAUUUGGCCACUCAAAUGAUGCAGCGUUCAACAGUCAUGGAAGUGAUUUUACUAUCACACAACAGCCACACUCCAAUGGCCACAUCUGGAGGGAAAUCAGUGUGUUAUCCAGGGAUACUCUGGACAUUCCAAGAAGCCAGGAAUUGAUGCACCAACCUGUUAGUUUAGUGUGCAGCUUCUCUUCAUCCUCAGCUCCAGCUGCCCAUAAAUAUGACUUUUUCAAUCAAAAAUGAAAAAUACAGCAUACUUUAUGUUUAUCAGUAAUAUGUUGCUUGUUAAUCAUUAAAUAUUUUUUGUUUGAACUUUUUCUUUAACAUGUUAUUUACAACUGUUUAUGGUUCAUUUAAAAGAGGAAGAAAAAUGACAUAAGGAUGAAUAAAACCAUCUUUGACAUGUUCAUUGAUUUAUUAAAAAUUAUUUAGAUGGGGAUGCAAUCUAUAUAUACCUGUAUGUUAAAACGGUAUUUAAGGGCUUGUACUUCAAAACAAAAAUGCUGUUAUUAAACAUAAAUAAGGUUUUUAUUUCAUGAUGGAGGUUGAGAAAAUAUUUAAGCAGAUUUGAAGGAAUAGGAUUUGUUUUUGUAACAGUUCUUUUAUUUUCUAAAAAAAAAAAAAGGUUUAAGGUGGAUUGUGUAUUUUUUUUUUAGAAAACCUUGUUUUACAUUGUGAGUUGUGGGAUUGAGAUUUAUUUGUUUAGUUCACUUCUCUGAAUGGCUAAAAUACAUGAAGAAAAGAUUAUUUGCAAACGACCUGGAUUUCUGUGAUACAUUCUCAGGAAAGUUCACGUGUGUGUCUAUGCAUAUAAGAAAAAACAUUAAAAUCAUCUCUAUAAAAUCUUUUUUUUUUUUUUUUGCAUAAUGUUCAACUUGGAAAGAGCAUGAAUUCACUUAUUCUGGAGUACAUAUUUAGAUUAUCAAUCACUGUUGAUAAAUAUUGCAAUAACUUACUUUUUGAAUACAAUUUCCUUGGAAAAGAUAUGGAGAGUGUUCAAUUCCAAUUUUCUUUUUUUUUUUUUUUUGGUCUUUGGAAUGUAAUCUUAGCACUUUCGAGUAUUUACACAAGUUUUUACAUUUUUUUUCUUCUUCUUUUUGCAUUUUAUUAAACAAAGA